Saccostrea cuccullata (small rock oyster) is the source of this 1395-nucleotide messenger RNA. RefSeq lists its product as uncharacterized. NCBI's taxonomy places the organism in Eukaryota, Metazoa, Mollusca, Bivalvia, Ostreida, Ostreidae. The coding region runs from base 89 to 1261 and encodes 390 amino acids. The record is from RefSeq and is a predicted model, not a curated record. The transcript is spliced from 3 exons.
AAUAACUUUAGGUUUAUCAUUCCUCCUUCUACCUGAUAUUGGAAAUGGACAUGUAUAUGAAAGUGCAUUAAAGAAUUAUGCUUUCAAGAUGAACUGCAAGCUGUAUUUUUUCCUUAUAUUAGUACUGUUUGCUAAUGAAGUUGGUUGCAAGGCAAAGGCAGUCUUUGAAUUUCUCAAACUUUCAAAGGAAUUGAUUUCUGUGAGCUUCGAUUUGGCAUCCAUCCUCAACGACAACGAUAACGAUGAGGUCUUGUCGAAAUUAACAGAAAUUCAAAAACAAAUUGAUGAUACUUUGUCCUACAUUGAUAUGAAAAUUGAUAAUCUUAAAAUUUUUAUAACUGAGGAAAUAUUCUUUAAUGGUCUUAACCGGGACAUCCAGGAUAUCAAUAGCUGUCUUACAGAUUAUUAUUAUUUCAAAAAAGACAUGAAUGACAAAGGUUUACAAGACAACUUUUGGAAUCGCUGCAAUGGGAUAAUUACCCCUUUACGAAAGAUUCGCAGCAUUUUGAUAGGUGCAAAAGUGAUUGGAAAUAAUGCACUAGUUAAUCACUUAAAAGAAAAGGAAGGGUUUUGCAACGGUACGACCAUUUCAAGAGUAUUUUUGUAUAUUUCUAAGUUUUAUGUCGAAGGUUGUGCUACUUUUGUCCUGGCUCAAAAAUACAAACAUGGUAAUUCAUCAAAACCUUACCUUGAAGAAUGCAACAAUGGAUUAUCUGAUAUUACAGAUUAUAUGAAGUCCUUUUAUGAAAGUUGCGCUAAAAUAGUCUGUUCAGACAAAUUCCAGAUCAAACUAAGUUCUUUGCAUAUUGGCGUCGAGAAAUGGAGCAAAGCAAAUGAAACAGUUAGUACUCUAAAAGAAAUAUUUCCUUAUUUAGAAUUUAUUGUUAUUCAGAAAAACCUAAAGAAAUCCCAAACAUGCAUCACCAAAGUUAACGAACUAGAACACAAAACCUUUAGUGGUACAGAAUUCCAAUUUGAUGUUUAUGCUCUGCCGUCUGAUGUCCAUAAUUCAAAUAUGAGCAAUCAGCACCAACCAAUAAUCGAAGUUGAAUCCCCUUUAUUCAUUGCUAUUGCAACGAGUAAUAUAAAGGUAGAAAGUAUUCACUUAAAGGGUAUGUCAAUCCAUGUAAUUGUUCCUAAUGUAACUGAAACACCAUGUUUUUACGAGUUUGCUAUACCAACAUCUGCAACUGCUUCCUCGCUAUUUGUAAUAACAGGAUUGAUUUUGUUGCAGUUCGCCAGUUUGUUAUUUAUAAUGUAAAUGAAAUGGUUGGAAAAAUGCAAAUAAAAAAAACCCGGGUCUUUUUGGAAAUAGGUAGACUUUCAGGCCAGGUUGACGAGGAUAAUAAUUGUAACCCAUUAAGAAUAUUCAGUAAACAAGAACUAUAAACAAAU